Molecule: messenger RNA, 834 nt
Organism: Elephantulus edwardii (Cape elephant shrew)
Lineage: Eukaryota; Metazoa; Chordata; Mammalia; Macroscelidea; Macroscelididae
Gene: IL20RB
Product: interleukin 20 receptor beta
Exons: 6
Coding region: 43-834 (263 amino acids)
Molecular function (GO): interleukin-20 binding
Source: RefSeq, a predicted model, not a curated record
GUUCUGCCUGCCCCUCAGAACCUCUCUGUCCAUUCAACCAACAUGAGGCAUCUUUUGACGUGGAUCCCAGUGACGGCGCCUGGAGGAGCAGUAAGCUACUCUGUAGAGUACCAGGGGGAGUACGAGAGCCUGUACCUGAGUGAUUGCUGGAUCCCCAGCCGCUGGUGCUCACCUACCGAAAGUUCUUCGUGCGACAUCACGGAGGACAUCACUGCCACUGUGUGGUACAACCUGCGGGUCCGAGCCACACUGGGCUCGCAGACCUCAGCCUGGAGCACCACGGAGCACCCCUUCAAUCGAAACUCAACCAUCCUCACCCCUCCAAAGAUAGAGGUCACCAACGAUGGCUCACACAUGGUGAUUGAGCUGGAAGAUCUAGGGCCUCAGUUCGAGUUCUUUGUGGUCUACUGGAGGAAGGAACCUGGUGCCGAGGAACACGUCAAAGUGGUGAAGAAUGAAGGUUUUCGAGUGUACCUGGAAACCAUGGAGCCAGGGGCCAAGUACUGUGCGAAGGCUCAGACGCUUGUGAAGGCCAUUGAGAGGUCCAGCGCCUUCAGCCGGACCGAAUGUGUUGAGGUGCAAGGACAGGCCCUCCCCAUGGUGCUAGCCCUGUUUGCAUGUGCUGGCUUUGUGCUGCUCCUUGUGGGGGUACCACUGUCCACUUGGAAAAUGAGUCGAAUGCUCCAGAACUCCUGCUGCCCCACGGUGGUCCUCCCAGACACCUUGAAAAUAACCAACUCGCCCCAGAAGUUAAUCCGCUGCAGGAAGGAAGAGGUGGAACCCUGUGCCAUCUCUGUGUUAUCUUCUGAGGAGCUCCUUGCGGCCUGGAUCUAA